Molecule: messenger RNA, 1950 nt
Organism: Mus musculus (house mouse)
Lineage: Eukaryota; Metazoa; Chordata; Mammalia; Rodentia; Muridae
Gene: Kera
Product: keratocan
Exons: 3
Coding region: 182-1237 (351 amino acids)
Cellular component (GO): extracellular region
Source: RefSeq, marked validated
ACAUCAAAAGCUCUUCUUGGUGACCAGUCAUCCUACUUUUCAUUUUUUUUCAGACUGGAGAUUUAAUAGCAUAAAGUCAAAACAUUUUUUUUCUUUUUGUUAUCCCCCAUCAACUUAUUUUAGCUAACCUAACACCAGCCACAGGACUCAACGGUAUAUUCCUGGAAAGCAAGGUGCUGUAAUGGCAACCCCAAACUGUUUAAUACUCUGGGUGUUACUCAUAGCAGAUACUGUGUGGACACAGAGUGUGAGACAGGCCUAUGAAAUACAGGACCCAGAGGACUGGGAUGUCCACGACGACUUCUAUUGUCCCAGAGAAUGCUUCUGUCCUCCCAGUUUCCCUACUGCCUUAUACUGUGAGAACAGAGGUCUCACAGAAAUCCCUCCUAUUCCUUCAAGGAUCUGGUACCUCUACCUGGAAAACAACCUGAUUGAAUCCAUACCAGAGAAGCCCUUUGAGAAUGCCACCCAGCUGAGAUGGAUCAAUUUAAACAAGAACAAAAUAACCAACUACGGGAUUGAGAAGGGGGCCCUGAGCCAGCUAAAGAAACUUCUUUUCCUGUUUCUUGAAGACAAUGAGCUAGAGGAGGUACCUUCUCCAUUGCCAAGAAGUUUGGAACAAUUACAAUUAGCUAGAAACAAAGUAUCCAGAAUCCCUCAGGGGACCUUCAGUAAUCUGGAAAACCUGACCCUUCUUGAUCUGCAGCAUAACAAACUAUUAGACAACGCCUUUCAAAGAGAUACUUUCAAGGGCCUUAAGAACCUCAUGCAGUUAAAUAUGGCGAAGAAUGCCCUGAGGAACAUGCCCCCAAGAUUACCAGCCAACACCAUGCAACUCUUUCUAGACAACAACUCCAUUGAAGGAAUACCUGAAAAUUAUUUCAAUGUGAUUCCUAAGGUGGCUUUCCUGAGGCUCAACCACAACAAACUAUCAGAUGCAGGUCUCCCGUCGAGGGGUUUUGAUGUGUCAUCCAUUCUGGAUCUUCAACUGUCUUACAACCAGCUCACAAACUUUCCCCGAAUCAAUGCUAACCUGCAGCACCUUCACCUUGAUCACAACAAAAUUAAAAAUGUGAACAUGUCUGUAAUAUGUCCCACCACACUGCGUGCAGAACAGGAUGCCUUCAUUCACGGACCACAACUGAGCUACCUGCGUCUGGAUGGGAAUGAAAUCAAGCCACCGAUCCCGAUAGAUUUGGUGGCUUGCUUCAAGCUUCUUCAGGCUUUCAUAAUAUAAGACAGAACCCAAACUGGUUUAAGGGUAGAUGUAUGUGGUAUGAGAUUUUGAUUGUUACUUCUAGGUCCUAGACCACACUUGCAAUUGUUCUUACCCACCAUUUUCAUAUGUGCAGCUUGUUCUUUCUGUUUGAGGAUGCUCUGGUCAGUGACACACAGGGGCCACGUGUAUUAGUUUGCUUUCUUCUGAUUAACAAAACAGACACAGAGUUGAAAAAGCUCCUCAACUCAAAGGUAUUUUUAUCUCCUUGCAGCUACUAAUAGCCAAUGUUUUUUUUUUUACUGUUACACAUUCAAAAUAAUUUACUUGCAUAUGACCAAAUUUAUGAGUACUGGUAGUGCAGACUCCCCAUAAGCACCACAAUGAGCUAGCAGGAGGAAGCUCUGAAAAUAGGAAUAAAUGAAAUAUUCCUCUGUCAUCAUUAUAAUGAGCCCACUAGUCAAAAGCUUUCUAAAAAGAGACACCUGGUUAUUAGAAUGAAACAAUAAAGCAAGAGAGAGAGGUUCAGGUCCCUUGGAGCGAAACAAUAAAGCAGUAAAAGGUGGUGGUUCACUAUCAUUUCUUACAUAUCUUUUCUUAGAUCUUAUAUAUUAUCUCCAGUAACUGAUUCCUUAAAUAUUGCAGUUAUUAUAACAUAGCAUGCAAACUAUCCAGCUCUUAUUUUGAUUAUGAUUUGGGGGAUUUUUCUAAAUAAAACUAUUGAAUAUUUUCUA